AUGAUUUCUCAUGACGAGGAAACGCCCUUGCUACACUCCGAACGUCAUGGAAAGAAGAAGGCAACUCCUCUACCAUGGUUCCAGUUUUCCAUCACACUUUUUCUCCAGCUCGCAGAGCCCUUGACCUCACAAGUCAUUUACCCAUUCAUGCCAGAACUCAUCCGCGACCUAGGGGUGACUCAUGGAAACGAAUCACAAGUUGGUUAUUAUGUUGGCAUGAUGCAAUCGAUAUUCUUCCUGACGCAAGCCUGCACCGUUCUUCACUGGAGCUCAAUAUCCGAUCGAGUCGGUCGAAAACCCGUGAUUUUAACGGGUCUCUUUGGGUUAUCGGUGUCCAUGUACUGCUUUGGACUUUCGCGAACGUUUUGGGGACUUGUGUUGAGUCGGAGUCUUAACGGCGCCUUGAAUGGCAAUAUUGGUGUCAUAAAAAGCAUGAUGGCUGAAAUGACAGACGAAACGAACAUUUCUAAAGCAUACGCUUAUAUGCCCAUCGCAUGGUCAACUGGUGGGACGCUUGGUCCCAUCAUUGGCGGCUCGCUUUCACGACCGGCCGAAAGAUUUCCUCAUAUUUUCGGCGAUAACGACUUUCUGAAAAAAUAUCCUUAUUUCUUGCCCUGCGCGGUUCCAGCGACGUUUUCUGCUAUUGCUUGGCUGGUUACAUUCCUUUUUCUGAAGGAAACCCUACCCUCGCCAAUUCCGGUUUCUCAGUUACUCAAAGUCCGCAAGGGCAAGGCUAACCUUGCCCUUCAAAACGUUGUUGGCUCCCAGAAUUUAUCCAUAACAGAGACCACCGUCGUGACUGGGAAAGAUCGUCAUGAGAGUCCUGUGUCGUUUCGGGAACUUUUGACUCCAAGGGUACUCAUAGCAGCAGCAAAUUAUGCUUUCCUCUCUCUCGUGGACAUUGCUUUUCGAGCCAUCCAGCCGCUCUUCCUCUCCACUCCCAUUCAUCUCGGUGGUCUGGGCUUGCCCCCAUCCACCAUUGGCAAAAUUCUAUCUGUAUUUGGCGUUCUGAAUGGAAUGUUUCAAGUGUUUUUCUUCGCUGGCAUCCAUGAUCGAUGGGGUUCCAAGAAAGUCUUCACCGCAGGCAUUGCCUCAGCACUUCCUGCAUUCGCAUGCUUUCCCGCAAUCAAUUACUUGGCCCGUGUAUCGGGAUACAGCAAUGCGCUAUGGGCUUUGGUUGGAUUCCAAAUUGUCAUCUCGAUAGGCUUGAGCCUGUCAUACGGGGCUAUCUUUAUAUUUAUAUCUGCAGCCUCGCCUAACAGAGCAUCUCUUGGUGCAACGAACGGCCUAAGUCAGACAACCGUUAGCCUUAUGCGAGCAAUCGGACCAGCUAUGGCCAACUCCCUCUUCUCGUUUUCUAUAGAGAAGGGGUUUCUUGGGGGCCAUCUUGUGUAUUACAUCCACCUCAUCCUUGUGUGCAUAGCAUUAGGUGUGGCUUCGCUGCUCCCUCGCCACAUUUGGACGACAUAA
Messenger RNA from Laccaria bicolor S238N-H82, 1470 nucleotides. Its product is annotated as member of major facilitator superfamily multidrug-resistance, DHA1 sub-family. Gene Ontology annotation, molecular function: transmembrane transporter activity. The transcript has 10 exons. Gene Ontology annotation, biological process: transmembrane transport. Bases 1 to 1470 code for a protein of 489 amino acids. The record is from RefSeq and is a predicted model, not a curated record. Lineage: Eukaryota; Fungi; Basidiomycota; Agaricomycetes; Agaricales; Hydnangiaceae.